Molecule: messenger RNA, 855 nt
Organism: Parnassius mnemosyne (clouded apollo)
Lineage: Eukaryota; Metazoa; Arthropoda; Insecta; Lepidoptera; Papilionidae
Source: the annotation of a GenBank genome assembly
AUGAUUGAGGGAAUGGUGAAGGAUGGUGUUAUUGAACCUUCAUCUAGUCCAUGGUGUUCACCUGUGGUGCUGGUAAAGAAGAAGGACGGCAGCAUGCGGUUUUGUGUUGACUACCGCCGCCUGAACGACGUUACAAAAAAGGACAGCCUACAACAUGCACAGCAGGAAGAUUCGGACAUUAAACCGAUUCUGGAAUGGAUGAAGGCUAGUGCUCCUAAGCCCAAGUGGAGCGACGUCUCAGCUAUGAGUUCGACCACGAAAAGCUAUUGGGCCCAAUGGGACAGCUUGCUGAUUCAGGAUGGAGUCCUGUGCCGUAAAUGGGAAAAUGGUCGGGGAGACAGGUGUCAUUUGCAAAUGGUUGUCCCUAAGGCUAAAGUGCCGGAUGUUCUACAGCUGUACCAUAGUGAUUGUUCAGGAGGCCACCUGGGAGUUAAACGAACUCUCCUGAAGAUCCGAGAACGGUUUUACUGGGUCCACUGUCGUGACGAUGUCGAGGACUGGUGCCGCAAAUGUACAAGUUGUGCGGCUGUAAAGGGACCUCGAAUUCGCAGUAGAGGCGUAUUGAAAUUGUACAAUGUUGGUGCACCAUGGGAGAGGAUAGCCAUUGACGUUGCGGGGCCGUUUCCAGAAACUGAAAGUGGUAACAAGUAUUUCAUGGUUGUGAUGGAUUACUUCACUAAGUGGCCAGAAGUCUUCACCAUUUCAAAUCAAGAAGCUUCAACAGUUGCAGAUAAACUAGUUCAUGGAGUCUUCUGUCGUUUUGGAGUACCUUUAGAGAGAAUUACGGCUGCCUGCAGACCUGAUCACCGGAAUACCACCAGAUGCCCCACACAGUAUAACCGAUUAUGCAAAUGA